Scylla paramamosain (green mud crab) is the source of this 2212-nucleotide messenger RNA. RefSeq lists its product as uncharacterized. The record is from RefSeq and is a predicted model, not a curated record. The coding region runs from base 261 to 1595 and encodes 444 amino acids. The transcript is spliced from 3 exons. Lineage: Eukaryota; Metazoa; Arthropoda; Malacostraca; Decapoda; Portunidae.
GAAGGAACAACACGUGGACCCGCGCCUUGUUGACAGAUACUUGACAUGGCCUGUUAUCAGAGGCUGUAAGUGGCGAGCCUAAUGGAGGGGGAUGAUUUGCAACUAAAAUUAUGAAAGAGGACAGGAGUGAGUGGCGUUCGGCGUAGUGGUGGCGUUGGUGUCAGGAAAUCACCACGCUCCUCAGACACUCCUGCAGAAGAGGGCCACGUGCAGGAUCUCCCGUGAUUACAUUGGUGAUAUUCGUCAGGAAAGUUUUCACAAUGCUUCCAAAUGCGAAUAGUAAGGAGCAGGGAGAAAAGCAAAUGGAAGCUGUGGAGGUUGAAAUGAGCACUAGUAACAACAAAGGAGAUUUCGUUAAGGAGAACAAAGCUAUUUUCAAAACCUUCGCCUUUCUGGGACUCUUCGCCAUCAGGAGAGUGAAGGGCCAGUACGUGGUGAGCAAGGUGCGGUUCAUAAUCUUCUACCUGUGCUGGAUCUCCUACCCAUUGGGGGGCUUCUUCCUGGCUGGCAAGAGUGAGACAUGGGUGACCCGUUAUGGAGUGUCCUACAUGCAAGACACUUUCGCGGUCCUGGUACUUGCUGUGGUGCCCACCCUUCAAGCCUACUCCCUCAAGUUCAUGACGAAAAGCUUACCGGAGAUCCUGCAGAACAUAUCACAGCUCAGCAUGAUGGAAGUGGGCUUUGAAACACCCCUCAAGAUACGUAUGAAGUCCAGCAAAGUGACCAUCAACCCGGGCACCGAACCACUACAUCCGGAAAGACUCUUCAACUGGCUGCCUCGCGCUAUGGUCGUCUUCUCCAUAUUCAUAUUCUUCACCGUAUCCUCCACCGAGUACUUGAUGGGUGUGGACUUCGAGAGGAUGGACAAGGAGGUACCCACGCUGGUCGUUCUGCUCGUCUGCCUCACGUUUCCAUUCGUAAGCACCUUGUUUGUGGUCGUGCUAACCAGAUGGCUCGAGAUUGUUUACAAAGCACUGAACCGGUACUGCAAAGAGGUGAUGCCUGUUUCGGAUGUGGACAAGGUGCUCGCUGUCUGUAGUUAUGUGGACCGACUGCAGAAGAUAUUCGGGUUACUAGAUGUUGGAUUCUUCAGGUACAUUCUGUCUAUCAACGCGGCGUCGAUCACUGUCGGCGCGUCACUCUGCAUGGCGAGGCUGAUGCAGGAUUACACUCAGAUUGUCUACCUUGGCCCGCUGGUUUUCCACGGCUUCAUCCUGGCCUUGACGUGCGAGGGUGGGGAGAGGCUGGCGGCACAGCACGCAGGACUCGUGGCAUGGCUCAAAAAGGAGAUAAGACGCCACAAGCUCCCUGCAGUUCCCUCCUCGCCGCCGCCGUCGUUGUCUUCGUCAUCGUUCUCCUCCACCUCAAACCUCCUCCACCUCCUGGAUGGUCUGCUGGAGUACCCGCCUCAGAUCAUGACCCUGGGGAACUACAAGGUAAACAGGGGCUUCUUGAUCACCUCCAUCGGCUUCGUCCUCUCUUACGGAGCCGUCGCCAGCCAAAUUGGCGACUAUGCAGACUGGGAGGAUUUCCGAGACGUCUUCAGUGCCAUCCUGUCUCACCGGAAGUGCAUUAAUCAGUGUCUCAGUUCGUGAUUUUCUUAGAAAACGUAGAUCUUUCAAUGUGAGUGAUUUGCAAGAGUAUCUCCUUUAAUUCUGUGCUGGAGUUCCGUUUUCUUUCUUUACCAGUGCUUAGCUGAUUGCCUGGUUGAAGUGCUCAGGUAUUAGUAGUUGCUAAUUGCUAAGGUGUUGUAAGUGAGGGGGUGAAGGUGUGAUAUGUAUUAUAUUCGUGUAGUUUCAUAAUAGUAUUAUACUUAUUAUUGUUAUUAUUACUAUGUCUGUUAUUUAUGUGCCGUUUACAUAUCAAUGAGUAAUAUCUAAUGGCAGAGAGAGAGAGAGAGAGAGAGAGAGAGAGAGAGAGAGAGAGAGAGAGAGAGAGAUUCUUUCCUCCUUCCUUCCCUCAUUCCACACGUCAGUCCAUCUCCUACAGCGCCCUCGUCAGCUACACACACACACACACACACACACACACACACACACACACACACACACACACACACUCAUUCACCACCACUAUCACUACCACAAUCACCACACUACUACCACCCACUCCCGUUUUCUUCUUCAGUAUACAAAUAAGGUGUGGACUGGACUUGGGUUAGGUUUCCCAGUCUGACAGAGAGAGAGAGAGAGAGAGAGAGAGAGAGAGAGGG